CGUAUUAUUACCGGAAGUUUAGGCAGAUCCAUGUGUUUCAUUCAUUGUUGCUCUAGAAUAUAUUGAUAGCUGAUCUUUUUUAAACAGUUCAAUCAUGCGUCAGAGGACGGAACCUCAAGCGUCAGCUAAUGCAGCCGCGGAAAAUAUCCUUAAAAAGGCUCCACCUGCAGGUCAAACUGUUCCAAGCCAAAAUAAAGCCAAAGGCAAACUUUCCUGUUCUUCCAUGCUCAUGAACUUUGGAAAGUGUUUAUUCCUUAUUGUCAUCAUCCCUCCAUUCCUUAACUACGCAUCACUGCAGAGAGAGGGACAGAUGCUCCUGCCAAAAGGUGGCCAGAUGGUUGAUGUUGGCUCGGGUCAAAAGAUGCAUCUUUUAUGCAAAGGACAAGGGAAACCAGUUGUCAUUCUGGAUGCUCCGACUGGGAUGUCAUCAGACAUUUGGUUUCACGUCCAAGAGAGUAUGGCCACAGUUACAAAGGUGUGCACCUUUGACAGAAUGGGGCUGGGCUUCAGCCAGCGAUUGAUGCAGGAUGAAACCACAGGAACUGAGAGACUUUGGAAAAUGUCAACAACUGGGCGGAUGGUGGAUGAUCUUCACCGACUCCUGCAGGCUGCCGAAAUCAACAAGCCCUUCAUCCUGGUUGGCUCUGAGCUCGGUGCCCUCAAUAGCAGGUUCUACAGCCACAUCCACGAUGUGCAAGUGUCAGACCUGGUGCUGAUUGAUCCCAUCCCAGAGGACGUUUUCGAGGAGGACCAGUGGAAUGAGUACUGGUUUGGGAAGCUUCUUCCAUCGUUCCAGGCUGGACAGUUUUCCGCUGCUGCAGGAAUUAGCCGCCUCCUGAUAAUCCUGGGGGCCUUACAUCCAACUGUGGAAGGUGAUGGUGUCCCAGAGGACGUCGUCCAACGCCAGAAAUAUCUCCUCUGUAACCCGGCCCAUCACAGCAGUGCAGUGGAUGAACACUACUUUAUGAAUGAGAGUGCAGCUCAAGUGAGAGACAUUACGAGGUUUAAGCCUCUCUCCAGCCAGGUGUCAGUGAGUGUCAUCACUGGAGAUGCAUUUGAUGAACAAAUACCACGCCACCUGAACCAGAUGGUGGCUAAGCUUCAAAAGAAGUUUCUGGAGGAGUCUUACCCAACGGCCAAUCAGAUUCACAUUAAAGGAGCAGACCGACGAAUGAUCUACAAGCAGCCAUCUGUCAUCAGUCAGUACCUGCGGAGGAUAGUCAACCAGCGACAGUCCAGACAGCAGAGCCAGUGACCCAUGGACAAAAUGAAUUGUUGAAAAGGCAGAGGGCAUCAGAGAGUCAUCCUGGAGGUACAACUUAUCUGGUAAGUACUGAGAUUUGUUUUUUCACGUCUUAAAAAUCCAAAUAACCAGCAUUAGCAUAAGCUUUAGUUGCAAUCCUGGUUUGUUUUUGCCAAUAGGCAUGAGUACAUGAAAGUAUGCAGUUUAAAGACGGCAUGUGAUGUGUUGUUGGCACAAAUCUUUUCUCAUUGUCUUUGGCCUGAAAACAUUAGUACGUACGCCUGGGAAUGCACUAAAGGCCGCGCUACUUUUGGCCACUGAGGGCUAACGAUGCAAAUCUCCAUUUGUUACAAGAAAAUAUUUGUUCGGUCAAGAUGUUGCCAUGCAAAUCCAAUCUUGUUUUCCAUACAAAGUCCUUAUUUUCUUAGGACCUGAAGCUAAACAUUGAGCAAACUGUUAGGUAAAGGUCACAACAUGUUGUCAUGACUCCCACUUUUCUAAGCUUCAGUCUUCAAGAAUCCCUCAUUUCAAGAUGUGUGUGCAUGUUUGUUGGCCACUGAACCUGGUUCUGUGAUUUGUCUGAAUGGACAAUUACUUUUGAUAUCCCAUGAUCCUUAGCAGGAUAACGCUGUUUAUGACGUAUUGUAGAAUUCCUAAUAUAGAAAUGUCCCAGAAUUGAUUUGUUUAUAAGUUGCUGAAGUAAAAGGAUCUUGGUUUACCUCAGGGCAGUGUUGCUGGAUGUAUCCAGAGAAUAAUAAGAGUUGUGAUCAUAUUUAAGAUGUUGGUGAAUGUCAAACCAAACAGCAAUGACCUGUAUUGCAGUAUAAAAUAGUAUUACACUCAAAUACUGAAUGUGAAAACCUCCUGUGGAAGGCUACAGUACAGUAUGUGGCUAAUUCAUGCUAAUUGCCUCAACAGCAGGUGACAGGGGCAGGGGGAGGAGGGGGUGAACGUCUUGGUGUCUUUGUAUACUCAUCUCGAGCACCUUAUUACUUUUCUUUGAGCAGUUACAAGAAAAAAGCGGAAUAAAUUUCCUUUGUACAACUUGUGCUCAGGGAGCAUGACCUCCUCCCAGGAAGACAAGGUUAGUUUGGAAUCAGAGUGUGAUUCUUCUGAUUUGGUCCAGCAGAGAUGUUUUUGUUGUCGUUGUACCUCGUCUGACAACUUGUCCCAUCAGGAUGCGACUGAGUGAAACAAUCUGACAUGUGUUUUACAUAUCAACUGCCAGGCCUUUCAUUUCAGUGGACUUUGCGUCUUCACUGACAACAUUUUUAUUGACGUCUAAAGACAGGAAGAUUAGACACGGUGUCUAAUUAGUCUAUUUCUCCACCAUGGUGUUUACACACCUGAAGCCCCGUGACAGGCUGGGGAUCUGCACAAAGACAACAGCAGAUGAAGACAGCGUUCAGCUCAGUUGUUUGUGCCAAAGCAGAGCUAGAGAACAGAGGAAAUGAGGAAUUUAAUUUUUUUUUUACAAGAUAGAACAACCUGGUACGCUAGAACGUAUAUCCAUUAACAGUUACUGGGCUCACACAGAGUGACGAGAUGUGUGCCAUUAGCCCUCAAGUCUGUGAAGUAAUCGUUAAAAGUCAGCAAAAAAACCCAAAAACAAAACAAAAUAAGACAUAAAAUAAUCAGGCAAUAAAGUUAGCUGAAAUAAAAUGCAAAAAUAAGUAAAAUUUGCCAAGAAAUUGCUUCAUCUUCCAAUCUGAAAAUAGUUUUCAACCAUGUCUUAUACCAAAUAAAUAUAUGAUAAUUACAUGGAUUGUUGAACUGUUUAUUUUAUAGUUUUAAGUCAAUUCAUUAAAGCAAUAUCUUUCAUAAAUGAAUACUGUCAGACACACUUAUAUACAGUAAAUCAGUGAACACUACUGUAAAGGUACCAUCUGUAAAUGCAUCUCUUAGUUUUACUAGUGAAGAAACACAGUAAGGAGGAGACGAUGAUGGAUGUGCCUGGUGUCCAAGUGUACGGAGGAGUGGGAUGGGAGGGCCUGCUAAAUUCUUGACAUGAAAUAUUACCUGCAGCUCUGGACAGAGCAGACCUGCGUGGAUGGCAGGAGAGAUAGCAUCCAUCCUUUCAGCGCCACAAACAAACAAACAAACAAAAGCUCUAAGAUCUCUGACCCAACAAAGGAAGUACAACUGAUAAGUUCCACUUUCUUCCCCUUCUCUUGCUUCAUCUCUUUGAAUAGCCUUUUCCUCACCUUGCCACCACUGUGCCCUUCUAUUAAAGGUAGUAAUGGCUGCCAACUUCCCUCAGGCCUUUUUUUUAAUAUUUGUCACUCAUGAAGGAAGGAGUGGGAGGGAGGGAGGCAGGGAGAUGAUAAAUCUUAUUUUUGCCAGCUAAGGGCUUCUAUCUUCCAAACAGGAUAAAAUCUGGCUGAAAAAACACUGCUGUGCGCAUUAAGAAGCUGUGGGUUUAAGCCAUGUCCGACGUGAUCAAACCAGGAUUUAUGAAGCAUCAUAACUCCCAACAACAUCCAGGGGCUUAUUAAUUUUAUAUGUUUCUGUCCAAUCCCUGAUAUUCUUAGCUUUGACAGUCACUCAAGAUAAGCCAAAAGCAUCCUGACAGGAUGGAGGGUGUGUAUAUUUUUCACUGUUCUGCCGCUUCCCCUCCAGUUGAAUUGGUUUCAGUAGAAACCUUGAAUCUGCCGCUGUGUGAUUUGCACUCAGGCUUUUGUCUUCACUCCCUACUUCCUAAUUUGUAAUGGACCUUAAAUCAGACCUGGACUCUGCUGAGCCAGUCACAGACAGAGAGGGAGAGAGAUGUGGGGAGGGUUUCUGUGAGAAUGACUUCAUAUAAAGAACUGCCCAUACGUUUAAGGUGGCUGUACAUUUACUGCACACUCACUGUCGUUUCCUCCUUUUUCUUUGUUAUUGUUUGUUAUUAGUGUUCAUUCAACACAAAUGUAGAGAACUAGAAGCUCAGUUCAGGACGUUUUAUAAGAUCUGUGUAUUAAAGGUCUCUGGGUGCGUCAGGAGUGACACUGCCUCUGCAGCCAAUGGCAGCGCCUCUGUGCCACACUUUUGCCCUUUCUUCAAAUAUUUGAAAAAGAGAGGUACACACUGUAUAUAUUUAUUGUAUUUGAUCUGCCCUAAACAUUUGCACAUUAGUAUGGGCAGUAAAAAGCAGAAGGACAGAAAAGAAAAUAACUGUUUGGCCCCGAUAUCACACAUGAAUUGGAAUGUAAUCACCAUUUCUGUCCUGUCAUUCUGUUUGGUCCGAUAUGAAAAAUCUAAAUGCUGAUUUGACUUAUUUUAACUGGGACACAACUGUCCUCUACCCUGUGUGGUCCAAAGGAAACAGUGAGGAACAGUAGAGGGAGCGUCAGAAAGGAGCAGAGACUUUGAUUCCUAGUGUAAUGAUGGCAUAGGUUCACAUCAGUAUAUGAACAGAAGCAGUACAUGGAAGAGGAGGAGCAGAGGUGACAACACCAGCUCUGACUCUCCUGACAGCUGCUUCACAUCCCUGACAUGCUGUGCACCAGCAGAACAGAAUCCUGACAGACUGUUUGAAGAUAAAUCCACUAACCCCCCCAACCAUGAUUUCCUUCACAUUAUUAUUAUUAUUUUUUUACCAAAGUAGCUACCUUUUAAACUGUAUAUGUGGAGCAUUAAGGAAAUGGUUAUAAGCAGUUUGCAUGUACAGUAUUUCUUGAUAGUCUUUGUACUUCCAAAUUCUAUUUAUUAUAUUGAAUUCAAUAAAUCUGCAGCUUUUGGUAUGAGGGAUAUUAUGGAGGGUUGACCAGAGGUUGACCUGGUAUAUGUAAAUGAUCCUGAUAAUAUACUGUAGGUUUGAUAAUCUAUGAUGGCAAAUAGUUCCUCCCUCUGACUGAUCAUUCAUAGUUGCACUCUCUCUCUCUCUUUCUCUCUCUCUCUCUAUAUAUAUGUCUAUAUAUACAUUUUUUUUUUUCUGUGAUAGUCACAGUGGAAUAAUAAAGAUUAUGUUUUGACAUAUGAUUCAUAUUUUUUUUCGUAUGAUAUGAUUCAUCUUACAAAUAUAUUGGGGCCAUAAACAGAUUUUACCACACCGUGCAUAAAUGUUUGGUUAAUCACAUUAACCAAAAAUUUACACACACUCUUCAUUCAGUGUUCGAUAUGUUUUACUCCUUGUACAAAAAUAGAACAGUAGCGAGAUAAGCGUUUUAUCCCUGGUGAGGGAAAAUAACCGACUUUUAAAUCCCCCCCCCCCCGUGUUUUACCUUUGUAUACUGUAUGUACUUUCACUUUUAUUUCGUAUUCAUCCCAGCCACAGAGACUGCAAAGACAGUGAUUGACCACCUUGUAAAAUUCUGAUAUAUUUUUAAGAUCUCCUAAAGAUCUCAUACGGUAGAACCACAGCUAAGAUUCAAGCUUCGUUUUUGUGUUCAUCUGCCUUCACUUCCCUUCAAACCGUCUGGCUUUGUACAUUUGAGUACAAACAAGCUACAGUGGCUAUCACAGCCAGCAGUCUCUGACUAAGACCCUGGCACACACCGUCCACCUCUAGCCCCAGUGAGUGAAGCACACAGCAGUGAGGAGGCAGGCAGGAUGUAAUCUCCAGGAGCUGUUGAUUCAAAGAAACACACAGGGUUUGGGUCAAAGGGAUUAAAAUGGUGGAGGUACUGGUUAUAAGAGGCACAAGGGCUGCAAAAUAGUGGCAGGAGCAGCGGGAGCGAUGUUGGAGCCACCCCAUAACAGAGAGUAGGAUUACAGGGGAAACGGUGCUAGGACGGGGGAAAGUGCCACUGAACGGAACGCAGCAUUAGCAGCUGGUUUUCAGCACUGUACAGGUUCAGUGAGCUCACAGCAUCAGAGGAGGAGGUCAUGUUCUCUGUGAUGGUCAGCUGGUGCUGGGAAACAUGGGUAAAACAUGGAGGAAAAAGGCUGAACUGUAGAGUGAAGAGGUCAAAGCUGCCAAGCUGCCACCUCUCUGUGAUUGUUGUCUGAAAAAAAUCUCUAAAGUUAAACAAAGGAGACAGAGCAUGCUGGGAAAUACUGAGCUAAGAGGUUUGGAUUUAGACCUUCAUGCUUAUGCAAACCUCACAUGGUUUGGAUGGCGUUCCAUCAACAAAACAUGUCAAUCACCUCGCUGUGAAAGAGGCAGAGAUACCAGACUGAAACCUAUCUCACCCAGACCCAAAUACUGCACUCACAGCUUCCAUUUCACAGUCUGUGGGAGAGCGGGGUUUGAAAAUCUAACAUCUCACACUUUUUUUUUUCAAACCGGCUUUCCAAGGAGUCAGAUUCCGGUUACAUUUCACAUUGAAUAGACCUGUGUUUCCAGCAGUCUAGCCCACUUCUAGUACGCUGGCUGGUGGAGCAAUGACAGAUUGGUUUCACUUUCUGCACCAGGGAGCACAAUGGAGUGGCUUUGACAGAGUUAAGAGAAACAGAGCAUUGUUGCACCUCAACCCUCACCCCCCCAUCACUAAUCUUUCUCUUAACCACCCUUCCACCCCCUCUCUCCUCUCUCUCUUUCACUCGCACUCAGAAAAUGAAUGGUCCUGUCUGACCUGGACGACAGUGAUGUCUAGUCUUCUGCACUACUGUACCUACAGCACACCUGUCUACCAUCGAACUCACUGUUGUAGCACACUUUAGUUUGUUGUGUGUACUAUAGACGUACACACAACAAACACAGACAGAGGAAACAGGGUCACCCAGCAGACGGGCAGAGGUCAAGAGAGUCCACACACCAGAACGGCUGGUGGAGGAGACACAGUUCAGUUUCACUACUUAAAAAAUGAGAAGCUAAAGCUAACGUUCAAAAUCAUGAAAACCACUGCUUCACAGGAGGUCACUUCCUGCUUGUAUGUUGGCGAUCAGUGUUAUAGUUGUGGCUUGUUUGGAAAUUUGAGGGACAUCACGAUGAGGAGCAGUUCAUGAUGCACAGACCAGACCUAUGCAACUGACUGACCAAUCGCAGCAGACUUGAGAGUGAGUGAGAGACUACAGGUUACUAUAAAAAACCCGAAUCAUCCCUGCUGUCAAUUAAAUACUGUAGACAACCUGCGUUUACAAUCAUUGAAAUAUGUCUUCUGUGUAACUGGUUCUCGCUCGCCACACUUCAACCUGGUGGAAUUCAAACCAGCGAUCCACUGAUACCAAGAGUUCCUUGCUGAACCCAUAAUAAGCGUCUCCACGUCCUUACCUAUGACUUUGGACUUUAAAAAGGUUCAAACACUAAGAUCCCUUGCCCAGAUUGUGUGAUAAAGAAACACUGGAAGAGAUAAAGGUUCCAUUGCCAGAGGUUGUGUGCUCUUAUGUUUUACCGUGUGUUACAAUGAGAAAAGAAAAAACGUGUGAUAUCACACUGAUACGGCGUUCUAAAGACUAUGGGCUGUAUUUUCUCUUCAUGCAGGUGAAUGUACAAUCAAUAAAAUGGAUUAGCAGCAAAGCUAUGUAUAAAGGUUAUCACUGAGCUCUCCUGCACCAACGCAGAGGCGACCUCACCAAACAAUUUCAUAAUGUUUCGAGGUUAUUUUUUUUUCUCAGUGUAAAUCUGAUUAUGUUUUCCUCGAACCUAAAAUUGAUUUGCAGGGAUAUAUGUUAUCAAAGGAAAAAUGGACUGUGCUUUGCUAGAUCCUAUAAGACUAGGAUGUAAUUUCUUCUCUCUCUAUCCUUUGACUUGGUCGUAGCAGAGUACCAAUUAGUUUUUUUUUGUUGUUUUGUUUUUCCUUCCACUAUCAAGUUCUAUUUUCCUAAUCUGGUGGGGUUUUUUUUCCAGUCCAUAUGAUCAUUGUCUCUUUCUACCUCAGUGCAUCACAGCUCGACUUAGUUUCACUUGUUUAGUUCCACUCACUGCUGCUGCUGCUGCUGCUGCUGCUGCUGCUGCUGCUGCUGCUGCUGCUGAGUCCUGUGUCAACCCUCAGAGAGACUUUAACCGUGUGGUUUUCCAUCAAGCUGACUGACGAUCUGAACAUCCCUCCACCCAGUGAUUCUUCUAUCUCUCUUUCUCCAUCUCUCUCUCUCACACACACUGGCCCCAGCAAGCUUGAGAAAAUACACCCCCUUCUUAAAGAAGGCAGCAGGGAUGUGUAGAAAGGCCCCUCACCUCAGCUUCUGGUUUUUGUCUCUGCCUAUCCCUUCACACACACACA
This is a messenger RNA of Cynoglossus semilaevis (tongue sole), 8325 nucleotides long. RefSeq lists its product as uncharacterized. The record is from RefSeq and is a predicted model, not a curated record. Lineage: Eukaryota; Metazoa; Chordata; Actinopteri; Pleuronectiformes; Cynoglossidae. The transcript has 12 exons. Bases 95 to 1255 code for a protein of 386 amino acids.